AUGCAGAAUAAUAUCAACCGCGAAAUAAACACUCUGGAAUCCAAUACGCCACAGGCUUUCCAUAGCCUUAAAAACUUAAUAAAUCAAAUCAAAAAGCAACAAAUUAAGCUGGAGAUGGUGAGCAGCCGGUGCUACGGCAGCAAGGUCUGCUGCAGCAGGCGCUACGGCAGCAAGGCCUGCAGCAGCCGGUGGUGUUGCACCCGGUGUGGUCGUACCCGGUACAACCACAAUAAACAACAAGAUGACAACACACAAGCCUCGCAACCUCCAUUCUCCAACUUGGACUUAAUGUUGGGCGGCACGUCUGCUUCCUUUUCCGCUUCCUUCUGCUUUGCCGGCUUUGCUGCUGUCAUAUAA
Drosophila innubila is the source of this 357-nucleotide messenger RNA. RefSeq lists its product as uncharacterized. The transcript is spliced from 3 exons. Lineage: Eukaryota; Metazoa; Arthropoda; Insecta; Diptera; Drosophilidae. The coding region runs from base 1 to 357 and encodes 118 amino acids. The record is from RefSeq and is a predicted model, not a curated record.